Messenger RNA from Anisakis simplex (herring worm), 1590 nucleotides. The record is from the annotation of a GenBank genome assembly. Lineage: Eukaryota; Metazoa; Nematoda; Chromadorea; Rhabditida; Anisakidae.
AUGUCUUUCUCGGGUGCGGUGGUUAUUCGUGAUUUACAAUGGCUGAACUCGGAAUGUGAACGCCGAUGUAUUUUUGAUACACUGAAAUGGUCAAGCGAACUGUUGUUUUAUGCCCCAAAAGAAUGGCACAAAGCAUUUUCAGAAGAGGAAGAGCAGAAUAACAAUCUACCACCCGAGUCAUCAAAACUGCAGGAUAACAACAUUCGUUGUCGUGCUAACUUCGGUCGAUCAUUAUUGAUAAAUGAAGAGCAUUAUCGUGCGGUUUUCUUUUUGGAACCGAUCAAAGAUGAAUCGAAUUUUGAUCGUUUUAUGUACUAUUGGGCUAGAUAUUUGGCAUACGAAAAGAAUCGAUUGGAAAGUGAAUCGGAAGCGAUCGAUCGUCGUUGUGAAUAUGAUAACAGUGAAAUGGACACGUUGCAUGCUGAUUUAUGCGAUUUAGGCGCUAAGAAUCCGGAUUAUUUUGAUGCGUUCCUCCUUUAUGUGUUAGGUAAAGUGAGGAUGAGUUUGAAGUUGGUUGAAAAAGCUGAAGAAGCAUUUGUCGCAUCGGUGCUUUCGAAUAGAGCAUUCUGGCCGUCAUGGCAGGAAUUGGUUCAUUGUAUCUCAACUCCUGACAAGGGAUUACGUUCAGAACUCGCAAAUUUAACGCAUUCCUUCUACAAGACUCAUAAAUUCUCUUGGGAAGUGUGUUGUGCAGUAGCAAAUUACUACAGUCUUCGAGGCGAUCAUGAAAAAUCAGUUGUUUUCCUGGUGAGGUCGUUGAAACUCAACCCGAACAACUCAUCAGUGUGGACAUUGAUUGGGCAUGAGUUCAUGGAGCAGAAGAACAAUUCUGCAGCGUGUCUUUCGUAUAGAAAAGCGAUACAAUCGGAUCCGAAGGAUUAUCGAGGUUGGUAUGGAUUGGGGCAGUUGUAUGAUAUUUUAAAGAUGCCUUCCUAUUCACUCUAUUACUAUCAACAAGCGCACAAGUGCAAGUCGGAUGAUUCGCGAAUGUUAGUUGCCUUGGGUGAAGUGUACACACGACUGCAUCAUACCAGUGAUGCACAGAAGUGUUUACUGAAGGCAUUCAAAGUGGGUGAUGUCGAGGGGACAGCGCUGAUGCUACUGGGAAGAUUAUACGAGAAAGGAAAAGAUAAUGAUCAAGCUUCGAUUGUGUACGAAAAAUAUUUGGAAACUUAUUGCGACGAUUUGAUGAGCGAUUUGGAUAAUAUGGCACAUUGCUGUUGUUUCUUAGCGAAAUAUUUUCUAUCGAAGAACGAUCUGAAUGCGGCUGGUUCAUACGCACAACGUUGUCUGCAAUAUGAAUCGUCGAAAGAAGAAGGGCGACGUGUAUUACGGCAAAUCAAUCAGGCACUCAAUCGUCUCGCCAACAGCAAAGAUCAUCCAGCAGCACCGUCGCAAACGAUCGCUGUCGUCACCUCGACGCCUGCAGAUCAGAAUACGAAUGCCGAUUACGGUAUGCAGGUGAACGAUGCCACACCAAUCACACCCAUACUAUCGCAACAAUUGAAUGUUAGGACAGUGGGUGGCGAAGAGGGUGAAACUGAAAUGGCAAUAUCGUCGGAUGAAGAGGAGGAUUCUGAGGGAUAUUAA